Molecule: messenger RNA, 738 nt
Organism: Hydra vulgaris (swiftwater hydra)
Lineage: Eukaryota; Metazoa; Cnidaria; Hydrozoa; Anthoathecata; Hydridae
Product: peptidyl-prolyl cis-trans isomerase-like 1
Biological process (GO): protein peptidyl-prolyl isomerization; protein folding
Cellular component (GO): catalytic step 2 spliceosome
Molecular function (GO): peptidyl-prolyl cis-trans isomerase activity
Source: RefSeq, a predicted model, not a curated record
UUUUGGCGCUGUAUUCUCCUCCGUAAAAGUCGGACGUCUCGCAACCCUAUAUAUAUAUUUAAAGCAAGUAUGGCUAUUCCUUCUGAAACAUGGUGUCCACCCAAAGUUGAACUGAAUACAUCAAUGGGAGACAUUGAAGUAGAAUUGUACUGGAAGCAUGCACCAAGAACUUGUAGAAACUUUGCAGAGUUGACAAGAAGAGGUUACUACGAUAAGACUAAGUUUCACAGAGUGAUACCAAACUUUAUGAUACAAACAGGAGAUCCAACAGGAACAGGCAAAGGUGGAUCAUCAAUUUAUGGCCCAAUGUUUGAGGAUGAGAUCCAUCCAGAACUAAAGCAUACAGGUGCUGGUGUAUUAUCAAUGGCAAACAGUGGACCUCAUUCCAAUGGCAGUCAGUACUUUAUCACUUUAGCACCGUGUCAAUGGUUGGAUGGUAAACACUCAAUAUUUGGUCGUGUUUGCAGAGGUAUGGAGGUUAUAAAGAAGAUAGGCAUGGUGCAAACUGAUCCCACUUCAGACAGACCAACAGAGGAUGUUUACAUAAUUGAAGCACAUUGUUCGCGUGUCUAACGUUGUUUCAUUGAAAACACGAUUGUCGUAUCAAGCUAAUGACUUAACCUCUAAUCUUGGUGAAAAGGUUUUCAUCUUGCAAUGAGUUUGAUUAUGUAUGAUAGUUGAGAACAGAGUUAAAUGGUGAAACUUGGUACAAAUAAACUCGUUUCACUGUGCACAUUA